AUGGUGAGCGCACCCUGGAGCCGCAAACGGGUCUAUCGGUGCGGAGGGAGCGGCGGCAGAAUGGACGACGGAGGCAGCAACAAGCAGCGUCAGGCCACGAGGGUCUUCAAGAAAAGCUCGCCCAAUGGCAAGAUCACAGUUUACUUAGGGAAGAGGGACUUUGUAGACCAUAUCACACAUGUAGACCCGAUUGAUGGCGUGGUGCUCAUCGAUCCUGAGUACGUGAAGGAGCGGAAGGUGUUCGGGCACGUGCUCGCCGCUUUCCGAUAUGGACGCGAGGACCUCGACGUCCUGGGGCUCACCUUCCGCAAGGACCUCUAUCUGGCCGCUGAACAGAUCUACCCGGUGACGUCCGCCCCCAAGCGGCCCCUCACGCGUCUGCAGGAGCGGCUCGUGCGCAAGCUGGGCCCGGCCGCGCACCCGUUCUACUUCGAGCUGCCGCCCCACUGCCCCGCCUCGGUGACCCUGCAGCCGGCGCCCGGCGACACGGGCAAGCCCUGCGGCGUGGACUACGAGCUGAAGGCCUUCGUCGCCGACUCACAGGACGACAAGCCGCACAAGAGAAACUCGGUGCGGCUCGCGAUCAGGAAGAUAAUGUACGCGCCCAGCAAGCAGGGGGAGCAACCCUCCGUCGAGGUUUCCAAGGAGUUCAUGAUGAGCCCAAACAAGAUGUACCUGGAGGCGUCACUCGACAAGGAGCUGUACCACCACGGCGAGAAUAUCGCCGUGAACGUGCACAUCGCUAACAACUCGAACCGCUCCGUGAAGCGGAUCAAGGUGUCCGUGCGCCAGUUCGCGGACAUCUGCCUCUUCUCCACCGCCCAGUACAAGUGCACUGUCGCAGAGGCCGAGUCCGAAGAGGGGUGCCCCGUCGGCCCUGGCUUUACACUGAGCAAGGUGUUCACGCUGACGCCGCUGCUCGCCAACAACAAGGACAAGUGGGGGCUCGCGCUCGACGGCCAGCUCAAGCACGAGGACACGAACCUGGCCUCCAGUACGCUGAUCGCGGAUCCAUCCCAACGGGAGAACUUAGGUAUUAUUGUGCAGUACAAGGUCAAAGUGAAACUUUGCCUCGGUCCACUUGGCGGCGACCUGAGCGCCGAGCUGCCGUUCAUCCUGAUGCACCCGAAGCCGGAGGAGGAGGCGCCCCGCGCCGCGCCCGACCCCGCGCCCCACCAGGACCACGACCUCAUACAGCUCGAUCCCCACCCGGACGAGAACGGACAGGAGCACGACGACGACAUUAUAUUCGAAGACUUCGCGCGGCUGCGGCUGAAGGGCGCCGACGCAGAGGCC
Iphiclides podalirius (scarce swallowtail) is the source of this 1296-nucleotide messenger RNA. NCBI's taxonomy places the organism in Eukaryota, Metazoa, Arthropoda, Insecta, Lepidoptera, Papilionidae. The record is from the annotation of a GenBank genome assembly.